Messenger RNA from Seminavis robusta, 693 nucleotides. The record is from the annotation of a GenBank genome assembly. NCBI's taxonomy places the organism in Eukaryota, Bacillariophyta, Bacillariophyceae, Naviculales, Naviculaceae.
AUGGGCAUGCUUCUGGGAAAGUUCCAGGAAUCAUCAUCAGCUGUAAUUCAGCUUGGAUUUCCAGGAAAUGUCCUCAAGGGAGUGGUAGAGUUUGUGCUUACAAAUACAGCACAAGUUCUUCAUGUCAAAACAGAUGCAGAAGAUAUAAGUCCCCAAAAGAUUCAAUCAUUGGUGUCAUUGGCAGAGGCAGCUUCCUAUUUUGACCUUGCUGGCCUUGGAGAAAUGGUUUUUGAAUCUUUUGAAAAGCAUAACAAGGCAGACCCAUGCUCAUCUUUUGCCGCCUUACAAGCGUGCAGAAUGGCUGGGAACUCAGUACCAGAGGCGUUUGUUGAAAAGUCAAAAGCUUGGGUUCAAACUACCCCAUCAAAACUUUUCUCUGUCUCCCAUGUGGCCUUCCUGAGCACAGCUGUCCUGGAAGAAAUACUCAUGGAUUCACACAUGGAUUUGUCAGAGUUCGAGCUCUUCCAAAUUCUAUCCCUCUGGGUAGAUGCUGAUCCCAGUCAGAGAAGGGAACAAGGGGUUGUCCUCGCCAAGCACAUCUCCUUUGAAAAGAUUGAUAUUGAAAAUUUGACAACAGCAGUGGCUUCCUCUGGGUUGGCUCCAUCAGAGCGCCUUCUUGAAGCAUACAAGAAUCAGGCUUUGGCACUCAAGAAGCAUGUACCAUCAGUAAAAUUUGAAGAAUCAGCAACCUGA